Fundulus heteroclitus (mummichog) is the source of this 1517-nucleotide messenger RNA. It is a transcript of the gene rbm41, whose product is annotated as RNA binding motif protein 41. The record is from RefSeq and is a predicted model, not a curated record. The coding region runs from base 80 to 1375 and encodes 431 amino acids. NCBI's taxonomy places the organism in Eukaryota, Metazoa, Chordata, Actinopteri, Cyprinodontiformes, Fundulidae. Gene Ontology annotation, molecular function: pre-mRNA intronic binding; U12 snRNA binding. Gene Ontology annotation, biological process: mRNA splicing, via spliceosome. Gene Ontology annotation, cellular component: U12-type spliceosomal complex. The transcript has 7 exons.
UUUCCGUUGCUCACGCCGACGUUCAACUACCUUUCCCAUGAUUCCUAGCUACAGGAUCCGGAAAUCUUAAACAGGAAGCAUGCGAAGAGUGAGCCGGCCAGCCUGCGAGGAGGGCCCCCUGCUGGAGGAGCAGGAGACGGAGGGCCAGAGGCGGCUGCACAGCCUCCUGCUGCAGCAGCUCCACACCGGCGUCGACAUCGACCGAUGUGUGGCGAAGAGGCAGUGCUUCGCCCCGGCGUCGCUCUACCGGCCGUUCGGCCGGCAGGCGGCGGGAGUGAGGAGCCUCUCCCAGUUUCAGGCUCUGCAGGACGGGGAGCAGGAGCUGGUCAGCCUGCGGGAGCUGGGCCUCACCGACGCCGAGAUCCAGCUGUGGCGGAGCAGGGACGCUGCGGACGCAGGCGAUAAGGGCAGCGGCGUGUGUGCGGCUCCGGAUGCAAAGCAGCAGCGUCUGCAGGUGAUCAGGGACAAGAUCGAAGCCAGAGCGGAGCUGCUGUCCCGACCACAGCGCUUCUCCGCCAGCCGGCCGCUGUCGCGCCGGGAGAUGGAGAUCGAACAGGCGCUGUUCCAGGGCAACGAGCGCCUGGGUUUCCUCACAGCUCUCUACCAUCGAGAUGGUGACGCGGAGGAGAGCCAGCAGGGGGCGUCAUCCUCCGACCCGAUGGACUCACUUUACAGAGAUGUUCUGAGGUGUCAGAAACCUGUUUCACCAGAGAACCCUGAGGGACAACAAGCAGUGGGAUCUUCAUCGACAUCCACCGCUCCAUCUGACCAGUCCCAAAGCCCUCAGAGCAACAGCGACCAAUCAAAAGACUCGUCUCGUUUUGGGUCAGAUCCGCAGAGCCACGAGCCCUCAGACCAGCAGCAGAACCCACAGGACAGAGCAGAGACAGACCCACCAGCUCCUCCUGUACGGCUAGAUCUGAACCAGCCGAUCGGCAGCCUGGCCGGAGCGUCAGGAAAACCGCUGACCGUCAGUGGGGAGAUCAAAACGCUUACAGAUGAAGAAAUCCUGAAAAACCGAGAAUCUGAUGAGGGCAUCCGGAGCAUCGCACGGUUCCAAAGCUACCAGCCAGGAAAACCUUCCAAGGUUCUAUGUGUGAAGAACCUGAGCGCACAGGCGUCCAUCGCGCAGCUGGUGGCGCUGUUCUCCAGAUUUGAGCAGAAGGACGGGCCUCCGGUUGUUUACCGGCUGCUGACGGGAAGGAUGAAGGGUCAGGCCUUCAUCACGCUGUCAGACACUGAAACGGCCCAUAAUGCCCUGCAGUUGGUCCAUGGGUACCGGUUGCUCGGGAAACCUUUGGUGGUUGAGUUUGGCCGAGAGCGCCAGGAAGAGGAGAGACGGAUGCAGCAGGAAGGAGAGAAGGAGGAGAAAUGAAAGCAGAACAACACAACAGAAACCUGUCAGACUUGUAAUUAACAGCCUGUGAAGCUGCACAACAUGAUAUAUUUAUGUCUCCCUGGAGAUGAAAGAGCUACAUGUCAGGAUGCUCUAUUAAUAAAUCUUUUUUUUUUUUUUU